UAUUCCAUCUGAAAAUGGUUCCAUGGCUGUGUAUCUUUUUUUCUUACUUGUUGUUCUACAAAUCAAGUUGUGAGCUCAUAACUUCUCUUCCUGGACAACCUACAAAUAUAUUCUUCAAACAAUACUCUGGUUAUAUUGUUACAAAUUCUCAACGUGGUAGAUCUCUCUUUUAUUAUUUUGUCGAAGCGGAUUCAGAAAAUGCAACAUCACUUCCCCUUACUCUCUGGCUCAAUGGAGGCCCUGGUUGUUCAUCUGUGGGGUUUGGUGCUUUUAUGGAACAUGGUCCUUUUCAGCCAGGGAAAGAUGGGAGACUAAUCAAAAACAAGUAUUCUUGGAAUUUAGAAUCGAACAUGUUAUACGUUGAGUCCCCGAUUGGAGUAGGAUUUUCAUACUCGAAUACAAGCUCAGACUACACCAAUUUGGAUGAUGUUGCAACAGCAAAGGAGAAUCUCCAAUUUAUACUCAACUGGUUAGAGAAAUUCCCCGAAUAUAAGAACUCGGAAUUAUUCUUAGCUGGUGAAAGUUAUGCAGGUCACUAUAUUCCACAGCUUACAGUAUUGCUGCUUGAUUACAACAGAAAUCCUAAUGUUAAACCUAUCAAGCUUAAAUCAAUUGCACUGGGGAAUCCACUUCUAGAUCUUGAAAUAAGCGUCAAGUCUUCCGAAUAUCUAUGGUCACAUGGUGCAAUUUCUGAUGAACUGCUUACUAUGAAAAGAACAAUCUGUAACGAAACGAGGUUGUUGUUGGAAUCAAUACAUAAUAAUAUGUCUAACGACUGCUCGGAAGUGGGGGAACUCACCAAUGAGGAGAUGGGAAGUGAUACAGACAUGGGCGAUCUGCUCGCACCAAUAUGUGUAUCUUCUGGUGCAGCAGGACAACUAGGAGUCCUUGGAACACUUGCCACAAUACACAAAAAGGACGUGCGAAAAAUUGGUGAUCCAUGCCUUAGUGAUAGGAUAAAUAUGUACCUUAACAAGCCAGAAGUUCAAAAGGCACUACAUGCCAACACCACUCACCUGCCAUAUGCCUGGGAUUUUUGUUUGGGGCACCUUCAGUAUCAAAGAGGUGAUUUAGCCAUAAAUGUUAUACCUCUAUUGUCAAAUAUUCUAAAAGAGAAUAUCCAAGUUCUGCUUUACAGUGGAGACCAAGAUACAAAAAUCCCACUGACCCAAACUAGGAAAAUUGCUAAACUACUUGCUAGAGAUUUAAAGCUAGUUGCUUUAGACAAAUAUGGUCCUUGGUAUGAUGACAUGCAGAUUGGAGGAUGGAGUCAAUCAUAUGGAGGGGUAAGAGAAGGCAAAAAUGUAACAUAUUUAACAUUUGCUACAGUUAGAGGUGCAGCUCAUGAAGUUCCUUAUACUUCUCCUUCACAAGCUCUUACUCUUUUUAGAGCAUUUCUGAAAGGACAAUCUCCAUCGCGAAGGAACAACACCAUUCGAGCCAACAAGUUGCAUAACCCUAUCGAUAUGAUGAACCUCUUUUCUAUUGCAAAUUAAUUAGAUAAGUGUUUCCUUGUGUAUGAGUUUCAUUAUAUAAGGCUUUAACUUGUUUGGUUUU
Molecule: messenger RNA, 1557 nt
Organism: Solanum verrucosum
Lineage: Eukaryota; Viridiplantae; Streptophyta; Magnoliopsida; Solanales; Solanaceae
Product: serine carboxypeptidase-like 45
Exons: 10
Coding region: 15-1496 (493 amino acids)
Biological process (GO): proteolysis
Cellular component (GO): vacuole
Molecular function (GO): serine-type carboxypeptidase activity
Source: RefSeq, a predicted model, not a curated record